Messenger RNA from Hydractinia symbiolongicarpus, 6506 nucleotides. RefSeq names its product dedicator of cytokinesis protein 9-like. Gene Ontology annotation, biological process: small GTPase-mediated signal transduction; positive regulation of GTPase activity. Bases 75 to 6287 code for a protein of 2070 amino acids. The transcript is spliced from 46 exons. Gene Ontology annotation, molecular function: guanyl-nucleotide exchange factor activity. Lineage: Eukaryota; Metazoa; Cnidaria; Hydrozoa; Anthoathecata; Hydractiniidae. The record is from RefSeq and is a predicted model, not a curated record.
UGGUAUAUGCGCUGAAACGGUUAGGAAGUAGUCUUAGAGGAAAAUAACCAGGGGAGCGAAGAUCGAAAUUAAUUAUGUCUACUGGAGAUAAAAAAUUAAAAAAUGCGUCUAAGAAACAAGAUUGCACAGAUCAUCAGCACAUGAACAGUGUUGUGAUAGUCAAGGAGGAUAGUACCAACGAACCUCAAAAGAAUCUUCGAAAACCUUUGAAGGAACUUACUACUGGUGUGCAACCUAUUGAUUAUGAAGAAGAACUUAUUAACAAAAGAAAUGAUAUUAAACGAGAUGCUUCAAACAGCUUGUUAUUGUUUCCGCAAGAUAAUAUAAUGUUUUAUAAGCAAGGAAGGGAGUUGAGAACUGAAUAUUCAACAGUUCCACCUCAAGCUUUCAAAGAUGCAAAUAACUUGUUUGUCAAAGAGUGUUUAAACAUUUAUACAUGUGAAAAUUGUAUACUGGAUUUCAAAUACAAACAAUAUGAUGGCAGCUAUCGUCAAUUAGAAAAAAAUCAGUUAUUAAAUACAUUUAGUGGACUAAUUCAACCUUUAUUUGAAAUUGAUGUGGAUGUUGAUGCGAUGGAUGGGAUUCAUGAUACUGUUUUGGUACCAACCAAAGAAAAUGGAAUCUAUAAAGAGGGCUAUUUGACAAAAUCUCCUUUUCAUUCAGAUGGAAAUCCUGUGUUGGGAUCAAAGCAAGUUGAGUCAGUCAUCUCAAAGACUUACAAAAGAAGGUGGUUUACCUUGAAACAGACAUCUAAUGAUGGCUCGUAUAUUCUUGAAUAUCGUAAGGAAGAAGGAAGUGCUUUUGCAAAAGGCACAUUGUAUCUUGAUUCUUGUACACAAAUUCAAAAAGGUGUAAAAGGAAGAAUGUAUGGUUUUGAAUUGCACAUACAAGAUAAGAUAUAUGGCUUAGCAGCAGAUAGCCUAACUGAAAUGGAGGGAUGGAUAAAAGCUUUGUGUAAAUCUAUUGGAAUUGAGAUAGAACAGGAAAAAUCAUCACAAGGUUUCCUUUUUGGCAGAUCAACUCAACCAAAACCCAAAAAUUUACGAGAAAGUUUGAAAAAUAGUAGCCAUCCAUUAUUGCAAGAAUUUGCUAAAGAGACGGAUGAGGGUAACAGAAAAAACCGACAAAAAAAUCGUGUAAAAAUUUUUUCAGUUUACCCUGAUGUGAACAAUAGUUUUGGUAUAGAAAACCCAAAGGAAAGUUUUAUAGAGCCAUUUCAAGUCGCACUUCGGCAUCGAUUUGUUGUAGAAUUGGUGGAUUUAGCAUUUAAAUUAUGCAACCAAUCAUCUCAGGGAAAAACACAAAACUGUGAACCAUUCUUUCUAUCACUUGCUUUAUUUGAUUCACGGAAUGGUAAAAAACUUUCUGAAGAUUUCACAUGUGAUCUGAAUGAAAAAUCUGUAAAAGAUAUGUUGUUGCCUGAUAAUCCAGUAACAGAAAAUGGACAUGAAAAUUUCUCCAAUCAAAGAGAUAAAGAUAGCACCUUCUCCAGUCCUAAAAUGUGUGUAUUCUCUGUCGAAUCUCCACAUCCAGAUAUAUAUCUUGUUUUGAGAGUAAAUAAAGUACUGCAAGGGGGUAUUGGACAAUGUACUGAACCAUACAUCAAAGCAUUUGAUCACCCUAAAACAGCUCAAAAAAUCACAAAGCAGGCACGAUUGAUGUGUAAGAGAUUGGGAAAAUUCACUAUGCCAUUUGGAUGGGCAGCAAGGACUGUAUUUAAAAGUGAUGGUGAAGUGGAUUUGACUGCAGAAUUUACCCCUAUUUACAAGCAGGAAACUUCAAAACUAACAGAUGAUGAAAUGAUAAAAUUAUUGCAAGAUAUGAAGGGAGAUACCAAAUUUAAUAAACAAAUUAUUCCUGGAAACUUUCAUUGUUUAAUAUCAAAGCUAGCUUUGAACCAUCCAAACUGCUAUUCUCCCUCAUUGAUUCCAUUAAAACCCUUUUCUCAAUCAGAAGACAUUCAGUCAAGUUUAGAGAUUCAAACAUUUAGCCAGGGUAAGACUGAAACAUCUUUACCAUGUACGGAUUAUGCCAACAACUUUUACAUCUUUCCUGUUUCAUUGAAUUAUGGACCACAGAAAACAGUCAAGGCAAGAAAUAUAUCAUGCACUGUACAGUUCAAAGAUUCAGAUGAACUUUCUGCAAAGCCACUGAAAUGUAUUUACCAGCGUAAUGGUACAUGCUCUUUCACACAUCAAGUAACUUGCCCUGUUGUGUACCACAAUACAGCACCUACGUUUUACGAAGAGAUUAAAAUUCUUCUUCCUCCACAACUUGAAGCAAAACAUCAUGUUCUAUUUACAUUCCAUCAUGUAAGUGUUGAACAACCUAAAGAAACAAAAACUAAAAAGAAAGAUGUGGUCACACCUGUGGGAUAUUGUUGGAUGCCAAUCUUAGAAAAUUCCAUCGUAAGAAAUGAUGAGAGUAACCUGCCUGUUGCGUUGUAUUUACCAGAGAAUUAUAUGAAUGCUCAAAAUUUUGGGUUUGGUAAACACAUUGGUCCAGAUAUUAAAUGGGCUGAUGGAAAAGGCAGCAACCUGUUUAAAGUUAAAACCAAACUACAGUCAACAAUAUACACUCAGGAUCCUCACACAAAUAACUUCUUUUCCCAUUGGCAAUUGUCAGAGGGAAAGGCUGUCUCAUCAGCUGAUGCAGAAACAUCUCGUCUGCUAAAACUGAUGCAUGGCACUGAUGUUAAUGUCUUGAUCAGGUUCCUACCAGUUUUUUUAAAUCAACUUUUGAAAGUGCUUAUUCUUGUAAGUAACGAAGAUGUAGCAGUUAACGUUGUCAGGUAUGAAUGCUCUGCUCUUUUUUUUCUUUCAGGUGUUAUUCACCAAAAAAAAAAUUUUACAUUCUUGAUACAUACAAUUUUUUUCAGUCUUUUAAUACGUGUGACCAGUAUGUUGCAUGAAGUUAACAAAAGUCAUCUACUAAAGUCCUACGUGAAGUAUACGUUUCAAAUGGAAGGGAUAAACAAUAAGACAGUACACGAAGAGUUAUCAAAGCAUUUGAUAUUUUACCUACAUCUUGGAGCAGACCCUUCUAUGAUUGGAAACAUCCUGCAGCAUUCCUGGUUUUUCUUUGACAUCAUGAUAAAAAGUAUGGCUUGUGGUCUUUUUAAAGAUAAAAAUACUCUGGCAACAGAUACUCAUCGAAACCGUUUCAAAAAGGAGUUUCUCGAUAGUCUGGAUAACCUAUUUCAAGUUUUCAUUUAUCAGUUAGUCAGGAAGGCAAAAGACAAACCAACCAUUGCGAAAGAAGCUAAUAAAAACCUUGCUGUUUUUGUAAAAGAUUGUUUUGCUCUUAUUGACAGAGGGCAUGUGUUUUGCAUUAUCAACUACCUUAAGGACCAAUAUAAGCCAGCUGAUACUCAGAUGCUUGAAUUGAAAUUUGAGUUUAUCCAUUGGAUUUGCGGGCAUGAGCACUAUGUAGCGCUAAAUCUUCCCAUUGAUAUCAGAAUAAAGGGAGACGUUCAUGCAAGUGUAUUGAGUGAUGCUUUUUGCAGAAAACAUUUUAUGGUUGGAGUUCUACUCAAAGAGUUUUCUGAAGCAUUGUAUCAACCAAAAGUGAUUCGAAAGUAUGCAAUAAAAGUGCUCAGGAAUUUGUUAGUAAAGCAUGAGCUGGAUGACCGAUAUACUGGCGAGGAAAAGCAGUCUCGGAUAGCAGCUAUGUAUAUUCCGUUCCUCACAAUGAUGCUGGAGCACUCAUUAAGAUUUCACAAAAAUCUUGAUCGCCCAUUAAUUGAUGAUAGCUUCCUUUCUUUGCAUCUGAUUGGUCAAGUAAAUGACGAUUGUAUGUCUCCUGUGUCUAAACGCACGUCUGUACAGUCUGGAGGUUUAUCCGUAGACACACGCUCUCUAAUGUCAUUGGAUCCGUCGGGAAAGACUCCUCCCAUUUUACCUUUUGAUGAAGAUGAAUCAAGAGAAUACAUGUUAUCUUUCUUGUAUGUUUUAAAGAAUUUGAAAUCAGUUAUUAUUGUGGAUUGGUGGAGAGAUAUUUUGACAACACCUGUCAAAAGACAACAAUCGAAUCCUACAAUGAUCUACUAUAUGCAUCAUGAGAAACAAUUUGCCAAAUUUAUGUCAGUUAUUGACUUUUUUGAUUUGCUGGAACAAUGCAUUAAGAUGUUUAAGUACACUGGAAUGAAAGCUUCUAAAGAGAGAAGCUCAAACACUGCAGAGUCUACAAAGCAGUUUUUAGAAACAAAGUAUUUGUCACUAUCAAAGCCGUCACCUCGGUUGUCAAUAGUAUUGACACAUAAGAGAAAUUUAAGCACUUCAAGCAUGCAAAGUGAAAACGUGAAUGGUGUUGAUUUGGAGAAGCGCUCCCUACUCGAAGCUAAUCUCUCUAACGAGGUAGCAGUGAUAUCACUAGACAUGUUGGAACUCUUCUGCACUCACUUUAAGUUUCAUCUAGAACAAGACGACGGUGACAACAUCCUGAUGAAAAAAAUAUUCAAUUUAUUAAUGACGUUUUUACGGAUCGGCCAAUCAGAGUGUACUAUGAACCACGUCUUCGCUUCAUUGAGAGGCUUUGUACACAAGUUUCCAACUGCAUUGUUUAAAGGUAGUGCAAACCUUUGUGGGGUGCUUUGUUAUGAGAUAUUAAGAUUAUGUAGUUCUAAACUUGAAUCAAUAAGAACCCAGGCGUGUUGUUUUAUGUAUCUUCUUAUGAGAAGUAACUUCGAAUACGGCGGAGGUGGUUGUGUCAGAGUUCAUCACCAGGUGAUUGUAGCAGUGUCGAAGUUAAUAGCUUCUGGGAUUAACCGUGCCUCAAUGAGCCAAUCAUUGAUUAUGUUAAAAAACUAUACUGCAGACGAUAAAGGAAUGAAAACCACAGAAUUUCCUGGUAAUGUACGCGAUCUAAUAAAGAAAGUUCAAACAGUUCUACAAGCAACUGCUCAAAUGAAGGAACAUGAAGACGAUCACGAGGUCCUUGUCGACCUUCAAUAUAGUUUGGCUAAAUCAUACUCAAGUACACCAGAAUUACGUCAAACGUGGUUACAGAGCAUGGCACAUAUUCAUGAGAAGAAUGGUGACUAUUCGGAGGCGGCUAUGUGUUUCAUACAUGCUGCUGCUCUCGUCGCGGAGUACUUAAAAGGGCGUGGAUGCUACACAGGUGGCUGCAGUUCGUUUAAACAUAUUUCGCCAAAUAUUCUACCAGAUGAAAGCGUUGCAAAUGAUGAUCAUAACGAGCUUGGCGAAAUGAGAUAUAGCUUGAAAAAUCUACUUCAUCUUUUGGAAGUUAGCAUAAGUGGGUUAAAGAUAGCGGAAAGAUACGAAGUUAUGGGGGACGUGUAUAAACUUGCAAUACCAUUGUAUGAGCAAGAUCGCAACUAUCGUGACCUAGCUGCAGCGUAUGGAACUCUUAAAGAAUCAUACGACAAAGUUGUUGAGGUUAUGAUGUCUGGUAAAAGAGUACUUGGUCGUUAUUAUCGCGUAGCUUUUUAUGGAAGGGCUUUUAAAGUGAGCGACGGGAAAGAAUUUAUAUACAAAGAACCAAAGCUGACUUCAUUGCCAGAAAUUUCAUUCCGACUUCACGAGAAGUACAAUUCAAAACAUGGAAAUGUUAAGUUAAUACAAGACUCGUCUAAGGUGAAACCUGAGGAGUUAAAUCCAGCUGUGAAUUAUAUCCAGGUGACAUUUGUGCAACCCUAUUUUGAUGAUGAGGAGUACGAAAAACGAGUCACAUAUUUUGAGAAGGAACAUAACAUUCGUAGAUUUGUGUUUGAAACACCUUUUACUUUGUCUGGUAAAGCACAUGGCGCGCUUGCAGAACAACACAAAAGGAAAACAAUUUUAACAACUUCGCAUUGUUUUCCGUAUGUCAAGAAAAGAAUCCUAGUUGUUCAGCAAGAACAAUACGAACUAUCACCAAUAGAGGUUGCUAUUGAUGAAAUGCAGAGCAAAGUAAAAGAGUUAAACCAUGUGAUUUCACUCGACCCACCAGACAUGAAGAAAUUGCAACUCAAACUUGCUGGAAGUGUCAGUGUUCAGGUGAAUGCUGGUCCAUUAGCAUACGCGCAAACCUUUCUAAAGAAUGACAUUGUUAAAAAUUACAUAGCGAAACAUAUCGAAGGGCUACAAGUUAUAUACAGGGAUUUCGUGAAAGCAUGUGGUCAAGCAGUGGAGUUAAAUGCUGUGCUGAUCAAACCAGACCAAAUUGCUUACCACGAAGAUUUAAAACAACGUUACGCUGACUUGAAGAUGGAAGUUGCUUCAUACUUAAAAGAGGAUACUGCAUUGGAGUUUCAAACUUUUGGUUCUCCUACUCAUUCGGAAGCUUAAAGGUACAAAAUAGCUGUGUCGUUAGAGGUACAAAUUAACUGCGUCGUUAGAGAGAAACAUUGUGUGUAUAGUUGUGUACAUAAACAUGUUAUUUGUGAACAGGAUAUCUUUAUUUUUAUACAGUAAUUUAGGUUAUAUUUAUGUGAAUAUUGAUUCUAAUUUUUAUAAUUUUAAUUUUAAUUCACAUCAGCUAGAAUAGAUAAUUUAUAUUUUUCGUCA